This is a messenger RNA of Phytophthora sojae, 771 nucleotides long. RefSeq lists its product as hypothetical. Gene Ontology annotation, molecular function: protein binding. NCBI's taxonomy places the organism in Eukaryota, Oomycota, Peronosporomycetes, Peronosporales, Peronosporaceae. The record is from RefSeq and is a predicted model, not a curated record. The coding region runs from base 1 to 771 and encodes 256 amino acids. The transcript has a single exon.
AUGGAGGAGCUUGUCGAUGCGUCGCUGAUACCCGACGAAAACGGAAUCUUGGACUUGCAGGACAAGCACUGGGUGACGCUGGACGAGGUGGUGUGGACGUACGCGCACUCGUUGCUGGUGCUCAAUGUGUCCCGGAAUCAGCUCGUGCACAUCUCCGAGGCGGUCGGCAACCUCGUGCUUCUCCGCGAACUCAUACUGGCCAACAACAGGAUCGCCUCCAUCCCCGUGCAGAUCGCUCGAUGCGUAAAUCUGCGCAAGCUUGAUCUGCACCGCAACCGCCUCGAGGAGUUGCCCAACGAGCUGCAAUACUGCGAGCGUCUAGAGGAGCUCGACGUGUCCUACAACGACCUCACUACAGUACCGCCAGAGCUGGGACGACUGCAACACCUGCGCGUGCUCAAUGUGCGCCACAACAAGCUCACUCUGCUGCCUCACACUUUGUGCGACUGCCCGGUGCUGGAAGAAGUGUGUUGCGAGGGCAACGACGGACUGACGGACAUCCCCGAGUCGCUGCGUAGCAACACGAAGCUGGUGCUGUGGAUCUGCAGCACCGUGAAGCGGCAUCGCGGCGAGGUGGCGGAGCUCGUCGAGAUCAACAGCGAGCUGGAGCGCAUGGCGCGUCUCGGCGACGAAGAGCGGUUGAAACUGCGCGAGGAGAUCGCCGACCUGCAGCGCAAGAAGAAGGCGCUGGAAGACGAGCGUCCGCACAACUACCUGUUCGUCAAGAAGCACGUGGUGCGGGUCACGUCCGAGGUCUGCGCCGUCAUGUAG